UAGAACGUCGCCGCUGCCGGGUGACAGUGAUACAAUGUAACAUUCUGCAGCCGCUGCCGGGAGAGUGUGAGCGGACGAGGAUGGGGCGGGGGCCCGGGGCCACACACAACGUCUACAGGUCCCCUGUAUGUGACUGUUGUCUCGGAGCCUUCUUCAUGUGUUGUGGAUGAGUUAUAGAACAUAGAAGAGAUGGACAUUAUACCCCCUGGGAUUUUUUAAUCGUAACCCUUAGGGACUGGGACGUUCUCUCGCCAUGACGGGCUCUAGUUCCACCUUCCACCGGGCCCACAGUAAGCAUUGCCACCACCAGAAUGUUGGGACAAAGACUAGCAAGCCCGCCCGCUCCCGGAGCCUGCAUGACCGUCCCUUGGCCUCUUCUCUUACACCGGCUCCGGCCAGCGCCUCUGGGAACAGCUCAGGUGGCUACUCGGAAGAAGAGGACAAAGAAGUGGGGGCGCUCUUCUACGUCAAUAAGAGCGGCUUCCCCAUUGACAGUCAGACCUGGGAGAGGAUGUGGGCUCACGUGGCCAAAGUCCAUCCCGAAGGAAAGGAUAUGGUGGACAGAAUACGGAAUGCCACUUUGCUUCCCAAGCAUCCAGUGCCGGCUGUACCAACCUACAAGACUUCCAUGUCCGUCCCCGAGUGGCUGCAGGCCGUGCAGAGAUACAUGAAGACGUUGCAAUACAACCACACCGGGACGCAGUUUUUUGAAAUUAGAAAGAGCAGACCGAUCAGCGGGUUAAUGGAGACUGCUCGGGAGAUGACCAGAGAAUCCUUGCCUAUUAAGUGUCUAGAAGCCGUGAUCCUUGGAAUAUAUCUUACCAAUGGUCAGACCAGUGUGGAGCGGUUCCCCAUCAGCUUUAAAACCCAGUUCUCAGGGAACUUCUUCCACCAUGUUGUGCUGGGGAUCCACCAUAAUGGACGCUACGGAACACUGGGCAUGAGCAGAAGAUCGGAUCUUAUGGAUAAACCUAUGACCUUCAAGACUCUAAGCGAGCUCAUCUUUGACUUUGAAGACUCGUACAAAAAAUAUUCUCACAUAGUGAAGAAAGUCAAAAUCGGUUUAUAUGUCCCUCACGAUCCCCACACAUUCCAGCCUAUCGAGUGGAAGUAUCUAGUCAUCAACAUGGGGAAGAUGGUGCGAGCCGAUAUCAAGAAGGAGCUGGAGAAACACGCCAGGGACAUGAGGAUGAAGAUCCUGAAGUCUUCAAGUGUUCAAUCUCCUGUGAAAGAAAGAAGAGGGAAAUCUGUUUCUCCUACAAGAGUCCGUAUCAGCCCCCAGAGACGUGUGUGUCGGAGAGACAAAUCGCCGGCCAUGAUGGACAAGACACCAGCGGACCUCAGCACCCUCAACGACGUCGGCUACCAGAUUAGGAUUUAACAAGACCGCAUUUGCACUUUACACCUUUUUCUUGUUCUUUCUUUCGAAGGAUUUGUGACUAUUUAUUAUCAGAUUUUUAUUUAUGCUUUUAAUUCAGAAAUUUGCAUUUUUUUUACGCUUUCAUUUUUUUAAAUAUCGAAUUUGCCCGCUUUUUUUUUGCAAAAUGAC
Messenger RNA from Hyla sarda, 1549 nucleotides. RefSeq names its product vasohibin 2 (gene VASH2). NCBI's taxonomy places the organism in Eukaryota, Metazoa, Chordata, Amphibia, Anura, Hylidae. Gene Ontology annotation, biological process: regulation of angiogenesis. The transcript has 8 exons. Gene Ontology annotation, cellular component: cytoplasm. The record is from RefSeq and is a predicted model, not a curated record. The coding region runs from base 254 to 1381 and encodes 375 amino acids.